GACGGAGUGUUAUCUGGGCUGCUAAUUUCAACAGCCUGCUUUCUCUGCUGGACGUUUGUGGUUGAGCUCAUUGCCAUGGCUCUUCCCUUUGGGGUUUCGUGGAUUUGCAAUCUGUUGUUUUGGGGCUGUAUUUGUUUUCCUUCUCAAAAAGGUUGCAGUAUUGCACAUGGCUACUAUCUCAAUGAGAAUGACUUUAGUAGCCAUGUAGGAGUGCCUGGUCCACAACCAUCAAACCAGUUUAAUUCCUUGUUUUUAAAUCCAAACCAAGACUCUGCUAAUCUAAGGGAUGAGAUGCAGUCUAUGAGAAACCAACGCUUUGUUUCCCGUCCGAGAGAACCAGUCCGCCAUGAGAACCAUGAGGAGGCCAGCUUUGCUAGAAGUCUUGGUGACGUGAUGGCAAAUGGCAAACCAGCGUCUGAACAGCAUGUUCCCUCCGCUCCCCCUUCAUCAAAAUAUGAGAAUGACGCUUCUGACCCACACCCCUUAAACAUCUUGGUGAGUGAGCACCGACAAGCCAAAAAUAUGGCAGGCCCCAGUUUCUUGUCAAUCAAAGAUUUCAAAAAGUUUACAGAAUUAAUGAAGAGCGCUUUCUUAAUGCCAGGAACUGACCUGGAUAGACAUUUUCAAACUGCUCAGGAAACUAUUAGAAAAGAGAUGGCUUCUAAUGCACAAAAUAUGAAUAUAAAGAGGCAGCAUGACACAGGCCAGAGGUCCUCUGCAGAAGGCGCUGCCCGUGAUGACCUCCGUGGGAAUGAAGCCUGGAGAGCAGCGGCGAGUACAGCGGUGGAACGCGGCGCUAACCACCAAAUGCCGAGGGAAAGCCCCUCUGUCCCUGAUACCAUCGACCCCACUGCGAGUCCCAUUCCUCCCAGUGUUCAUGACACACGAGGCCAUGGGCCGGGCUCUGCUGUGCCCCCCCUCCAUCAUUUAGCAGCCACAGAGAAUGUUUCAAGGAAUUACGGUGGUUUUGACAGUGGUGGCAUCUCUAGAGACAACUCUGAUCUGGUCACGAGGGCUCCUCCUGUAAGAAACGAAGCUGUUCAGUCAAGCGCCAAGAUCCCUGGACGAAUACCCUACGGCUCAUUGGUUGGACACGAUUGGUCUCUCAGUCGUCAUUUGACUGCACCUGGUGUCAACUCUCAAAACCGGCCACCUCAAGAUUUCAGCCACUAUUCAAGACCGACCUCUGAGAAGAACAUCAGGCCAGAACCAAAAUACACAGCUCACAGUGAAGACUCUACAAUGGAAACCCAAAAACCAUCUCAUGGUUUAGAACUUGCUAGAGGCUUACCAAGCAGAGGGACUUCAGGCCAAAUCCUGUCUGCGCCAAUGCGCACGCCUUUGAGUUCCCAUGGUCGCGUUUUAAAAGUCCCUGCACCAAGGGGUCGACUCUACAGCCCAGAGGAUCAACCAGAACAUGACCCGACACUGGCCACACCAUCUCCGGGCUAUCGGUACACUGGCGGCCAGCCAUCAAAUGAUCUACACCACAUGCCCACCGCCCAUCUGCCCCCAGCCACUGUUUCCGUUUCGUCCAGCUCUAAUAACCCUUCACCACACAGCAGUAUCCUUUUUGGAGUUCAAAACAGAAGCCCACUUGAUGCUCACAAUCUGUCCUUCAAGAGAAAGAAGCCGGUCAGAUUCUACACUCGGUUUACUGGGCAACCUUCCAGCUCUCAUGGCUCAAGCAAACCUCAUGGCCAUCUCAGGAGAAAUGAACCCUCAUGAAGCAGCAUCCAGUCUCUGCCAUUCACAUGAAAACAAAAGGUGAAGUUGUUGCUAGUCCAUCUGGUUGUCAAUAUGGGAUCUCUUGCUAUCUUGGACUUGGUGGGAAAAAAUAGUGUCUGCAGUUCCACACAUCUGCUGUAACUAAUAAAAACAUGAAAUAUUA
Molecule: messenger RNA, 1891 nt
Organism: Pungitius pungitius (ninespine stickleback)
Lineage: Eukaryota; Metazoa; Chordata; Actinopteri; Perciformes; Gasterosteidae
Exons: 5
Coding region: 76-1728 (550 amino acids)
Source: RefSeq, a predicted model, not a curated record